Messenger RNA from Spirodela intermedia, 3595 nucleotides. The record is from the annotation of a GenBank genome assembly. NCBI's taxonomy places the organism in Eukaryota, Viridiplantae, Streptophyta, Magnoliopsida, Alismatales, Araceae.
AUGGGAUUCGUCUCCUUCGUAGGGAGGGUGCUGUUCGCCUCCAUGUUCCUUCUGUCCGCCUACCAGGAGUAUGCCACCUUCUUCUCCCUUUUGUUGAUCUGCGAUGUAUUCUGUGAUUGGCAAGCUACGUGGUUCUUAUUUUUGUUUAAUUUUUCUACUGAGGCAGUUUGAUAAAGCCGGUUGUAACGGUGUGAAUGUUAGGGCUUCUGUCCUUCGAGAUCUUCGAUUGACUCAACGAAGGGUCAUAUUCUUGCGAUUUCAUUUUGGGUUUCACGGUUUCUCCUGGAUCAAUUGUUUGCGUGCUUGCUUCAAUCACGCGGUAGCUGCAAGGAUGAGCUCUGCGCGUGAUCUCUUUCAGCCAAUAUCCCAUUUGCUUUGUUUGGAGUGGUGCGACUACUGGGAUGCGAAAAUUUCCGUUUCCAUUUUUGGCACUUGGACUUCAGAUCAGACUUAUGAUUUCAAGGUGUUCUCUUUGCUCUCGUUUUUCUGUUUUGAGACGAUGUUUCUUAUGACCAAUCUCCUCCAAUGCGUAUGGAUCGUCUCUAAUUUGGCGACUAUGGCUUUUUCCUAGUUUUACCAUUUGCGUUAAUUCUUCGUUUUGAAGACGCUUCGUCUGGAUCUGCUGUUCCUGCGCUGUCAAAGGAAUAAGUGUAGAUCCGAUUAAGUCAAAUUAAGGCAAACAAACUAUGAAUAAUUUUCACCGCUCAUUUUCACGUCACUUGUUUAGGUGUUUGCCUAUUUUACAUAUGUUUUUUUAAAGAAUACCCAGAAUCUAUGUUUUUAUUUAAUAUAUAAUAACUCCAUGUAUUUAGAUAGAUCUAUGCCAAUAUGGUUUCAUCAUUUAAAAAUCCAGCCUCAGUCGGAUUGGAAUCGUCAGUGCGAAUUUUUUUCGGGAUUAGGGGUUGCCAACACUGUGCUGUUACCUUGAUGAUUUUUAAACAUUUAGUAUGGUCAUGAAUCAGCCUAUUCCAAAUUAAAAUUAUCUGAUCAAACCCCGAUCUACCAGUUUCUGAUCUGUCUCACGGUUCUAGUCCAGCGUCAUUUUGAUCAGAUAGCUUUCUAUGGUACUUCUGUGAUUGAAUGAUAUUCCCAUGCCAAAUAUUUUGCUUGAAGUGUGGAGAAGGAAGAAGAAAAACUCUUGAGUGAACCACAGCUGCUGCUGCCUAGUGCUGCCAAUCACCUUUCAUCUCUACCAUUGACUGCAGGCUUUCCAUUUUUCGCUUUUGCUGAUGUGAGACAAGUUUAGGCGGAACAAUAGCUAAGAGUUGGAUUCAUCAGGAAAAGCCUUCUUUUAGUAUGUAUGCGUGCACUUUAUCAAUGUAUCCUCAUAGAAGUCCCUUAUAAUUUUCAAACCGGACAUUCUUCCUUCAAUAAAUUUGUCUUUUCCAAUCCUGUUUCUGAUUAAUCAGUCACAGCCAAUCCUGAUGUUUAUUCUAAUUUUAUUGAAAAUUAUUAAUUCCCGGUUGGAUUGGGGUAUAUUGUUUCAAAAUCCAUCUCAAUCCAUUUAAAGGCAGUGAUCAGGUCGGUUUUUUUUGGGGCCAAUUAUUACCAUAUCAAUGCAGAUUGAUCCAGAAAGUUAUUCUAUGUUGGUUGAUUUUCACAGAUCACCUUGAGAGUUAUUUUCUGUCGAACUUAACUCUCUUGGAUCCUUAGCUGGGCAGCAUAUCGGUUACUGUAUGACAAUGCAUUGACAAAGAAAAGAAGUGGGCUGUGUUUAACUCUCUAACAUCUGAAAUCUGCUUAUGUCUCUUUCCAUUGUCUUCUCUUGUUUCUUUCUACAUUGUAACUUAUAGGAGGGAGUUGGUCCCAGGUCUAUGAAUCACUCUGACGUAUAUGAAUAUGCAUUGCUGAAUCUUCUGUAUAUUAUGUUGACCUUCAUCGAAGUUUUCUUAGUAGGAAUGGUUGUAAAUAUUAUUUCGGCUUUGUCUGAAUCUCUGAAUCAUCAUGCAGAUUGUGUUGAGGCAUUGUGGCAACUGUUUUGGGUAUCGACUGGUAGAUAUUCCAAUCAAUCAAUUAUGAUCUGAAUCACUCUAUUACGGGUGGCUUAGACAGUUUUUGGUGCAUUGUUUAUCUUCUUCGAAUUUGAUUUCAGACGAUAAUGAUUCAUUCUCUCAGAGAGAAACAGUGGAAAUCUUAGGUUUACUAAACAAUGUGUUUUAUACAUUUUGUUAAUUUUUUAUAUAAUAGUAACUACACAUUUCCACGCUCCAAGAAAAAGUCAGAGCUAAACUCUCCCAGGAAAACGGAAAGACUAGGCUACAUUGUCAAACGGACAACUAUAAAUGAUCAAACAGAGUUUAAAUUAUCAUUUUAAUGAUUUUCACGCUUGCCGAACAUGAAACGAACAGGAUAUUCAUAUCUUACGGAUCUGAGUGUUGAGACGACACAUUUUGGAAGAUGUAUCCUCACGCUGUCUUCUUGAUAUUUUGGAAGAUGCAUCCUGCCAUCAAUAUUUGCCAGACACGAUGAGUUCAUUGGAGAGGAUCGUGUACUCAUUUGAUUGCUAUCCCCUUCUGCGAUGGUGGGCACUUAUGUCCAUGCGUGGUUGUACUCGGAGCAUACUAAUCUCUUUUGAUGGCCAGUCAGCUGCGUUUGUCUCAUGGUUUUUGCCGUCCUUCUAUUCGUUGGAAAGAUUUCUAAGGGCUCUUGAAUCUUAAUAAUGCUGCUUUAAAAGGUUUUGUCCCCCACCAAUUUCUUUUGUGGUCAAUGUUAGUUGCUCACCGUUCUGCCUUGGACACAGUUCUCGCUCCAUUGACCGAUCAUAGCUGCUAUUUGUUUCAUUUUAAUCAUGUUUUAAUUCCCUUCUCCAACUUUUUCAGAUAAAGAACAUGCGUGGUGUUCCGUUUGCUAUGAUAUGGGUUUUCCAUAUAAUUUAAUUCUAGUUUAAGCCUCGUAUCAAUGGUAACAACAUACAUGCCUACCAUUUCUUCACAGGUUUAAUGAAUUUGGAGUUGACGGAGGCCCGGCAGCCAAGACCUUGAAGCCCAAGUUUGACCGCGCUUUUCAGCACAUCUACACACAUGCGGGGCUCCAUGUGCCGGAAAUUGAAGUAAGGGCCCUCCUGCACCAUUACUGAGCUAUCUUCCUGGAAUUAUGUCUGACGAGGCAAAACCCUUCUCCCUUAUUUCUCAGAUAAAGUAUAUAGUCGCUGGCACCAUAGCGUUGAAGGGUCUCGGAGGCACCCUGUUCAUCUUCGGCAGUUCCUUUGGAGCCACCGUCCUGGUUUGUUCUCGCUGCUAGUGCCCAGCUGUUCUUCCCAGGCUUCAUGCACACAAACACCAACCUCUUUUCUCCUGUCAGGCUCUCUACUUGGCAGUUAUCACUCCCAUUGUCUUUGACUUCUACAACUACAGCACAGAGAAACCCGAGUUUAUCCACAUCUUCUCAAGGUUCGCACAGGUAAGAGUGCCCCAAUCCGCGAAGGCAAUCGAGAUUCCUGCUUCGAACUGUUCUCUAACUCUCUCUCUUUCUCUCUCUCUCGUUUGACUUGCAGAAUUUGGCGCUCUUUGGGGCGAUGCUCUUCUUCCUGGGGAUGAAGAACUCGAGCCCGAGGAAGCCGACCAAGAAGAAGGUUCCCAAGACUAAGACCACCUAG